AUGACGAAGAGAGCCGCGUGUGACUGUUUUUUUGUGCGAUUAAGUAACGACCCGCAAUGGCUGGAAGCGUGGAAAGCGACCGGGAAAGAAAUUCGAGCCCUUUUCGCUAAGUGUUCGUGGGAAAAAAGUUUUGUUUGGCCGAACUCGAAGAGUUUGAUGAAGCAGUACUCGGUGAAGUGGUUCGAGUCGUGGUUGGUCGAUGAUUCAUCGCAUGCAUGGAACACAACGACCGUGCUGUUCAUCGAAAACUUUCUUUAA
Messenger RNA from Soboliphyme baturini, 258 nucleotides. The record is from the annotation of a GenBank genome assembly. NCBI's taxonomy places the organism in Eukaryota, Metazoa, Nematoda, Enoplea, Dioctophymatida, Soboliphymatidae.